Molecule: messenger RNA, 4064 nt
Organism: Hemiscyllium ocellatum (epaulette shark)
Lineage: Eukaryota; Metazoa; Chordata; Chondrichthyes; Orectolobiformes; Hemiscylliidae
Gene: inf2
Product: inverted formin 2
Exons: 22
Coding region: 183-2780 (865 amino acids)
Biological process (GO): actin cytoskeleton organization
Molecular function (GO): actin binding; small GTPase binding
Source: RefSeq, a predicted model, not a curated record
UGAAACUCGCCAUACAAUCUUUUCCGUCUUAUAAUACAAUAUUGUAAUAUUGCAGUUGUAAUUCUCGGAAAACAUUAAGAACACCAGAUUGCAAAACAACUUUGAUGGGAGGAAAUGCUGCUUUGAAAACGAAAGAACUGUAAACUUCUGAUUGCUUAGAGAAUUACUGCAGCACAGAAGAUAUGGCUAGUAAAGUAGAUGCAAGGCAGAGAUGGAUUUUGCUGAAACAAGCACUUCUUAAAGGGAAGAGAAAAGCAGUUACAAGUUAUCCAGAAGAUGAUUUUGAAAGUGGAGAUCCUAAAUUCUGCAUCGAUUUGCUGAAGGAUCCUACUCUUAGAAACUACUAUCGCCUGAAGAAGUACCUGCCAAAUAGUAGUGACACGUGGAUGGUAGAAUUUCUAGAGCUCAGUGGCCUCAACCUGAUGCUGGAAGCCUUAGAUAAGUUGUCAAGCAGAGGAGGGCCGAAGAUUUAUGAUGCCCUUCUACAACUCACCUGUGUGAGCUGUGUAAGAGCUGUGAUGAAUUCUCCAAGUGGAAUCGAGCAGCUUGUGAAUGAUGAAAAACAGAUUAGAAAACUGCUGCAAGCUCUGAAUACAUCAGUGAUCCUGGUGAAGAAACAAGUGUUUGAUUUGUUGGCAGCACUCUGCAUGUACUCCCCAGAAGGUCAUGAUCGGGUUUUAUAUGCACUACAACACUACAAGAAUGCACAGAGGUAUCUAUAUGGAUUCAAUGCCAUUAUGAGUGAACUCCAAACAGAUAAUGUUCCUUAUCUGGUAUCACUCUUGAGUGUGAUCAAUGCUCUUAUUCUGGGAACUGCAAACAUGCAAAAACGAGCAAGACUCAGAAAUGAAUUCAUUGGUCUUCAUUUGCUGGAAGCACUGCCAAAUCUGAGAAAAAUAGAUGAUGCAGAUCUACUAACCCAGUGUUCCAAAUUUGAGGAAGCCCGGGCAGAAGAUGACGAAAAUUUAACAAAGAUCCAUGAUAUGAACUGCCAUCAAGAUGUUUUUGCAGCAUUGUUUAGUAAAGUGCACGCCUCACCAGCUUCUAUUCAGCUUCUGUCAAUUCUCCAGGGUCUCCUGCAGCUGGAACCAUCUGACAGUAGUGGUGCCCUGCUCUGGGAAGUCCUAGAAAUCCUGGUGAAUAGAGCCAUCCUAAUUGCUCAUGACAGUCCAGAAACUGAUGUCAAUGCAUUCAUGAAAAGACUCGUGUCAGUUAAACUGGAGAGAAGCAAUCAGACAAUGAAAGGAGAGUUGAUUGUUAGUAAACCUGAAAAUCAUGAUUGGCCUGAACCUGAAGUUUCAACAGAAGAAAGUCUAAAGUUUACUUGUUCUACCACUGCCCCCGCACCAACUCUUGCCCCUCCACCUCCUCCUCCUCCCCCAGCACCACCUGGAUCUUUUCCUACCUGUUCAGAUAAGACAGAUAUUCCAAGACCAUCCUUGCGGAUGAAAAAGCUGAGUUGGCAAAAACUCUCAAAAGCAGCUUCAGAAAGAAGUUCUUUAUGGUCACUUGGCCCGAAUAAUCCCAUAAAUCCUGACUAUGCCAGAAUUGAACAGCUUUUCUGCUUCUCCUCAUCACAAACGAAAGAGAAAGACCAAACCCUCUUCAAAAAGGAGCCAAAGGAGAUUACAUUUCUCGACUCUAAGAAAAGCCUUACUUUGAACAUAUUUUUAAAACAGUUCAAAUGCUCUAAUGAAGAACUAGCAGAAAUGGUCCAAAAGGGGAGCAAAUCUAGAUUUGAUGUGGAAGUUUUGCAACAAUUAAAGAAACUGCUGCCAGAUGAACAUGAAAGAGAAAAUAUAAUAACUUACAAAGAAGAAAAAGAAAAAUUAGCGAAUGGAGAUCAUUUCUACCUUUGCCUUCUCAAUGUGCCUUGCUAUGAGUUACGGAUUGACUGUUUAUUGUCACUUGAAGACAUAGCAGUUUUACAAAACGUUCACCGACCAAACGCAAAACUGAUUAAAAAGGCAUGUGCAAAUCUUCUAUCUUCUUCAAGACUGCCACAGUUCUGUCAUCUAAUACUUAAAAUUGGAAACUUUCUCAACUAUGGUAGUGCCAUAGGAAAUGCAAAUGGAUUCAAAAUAAAUAGUUUGGUUAAACUCAAAGAGACAAGAACAAAUCAGCCACAAGUCACACUGCUACACUAUGCUGCGCAGGAAAUUGAAAAAUCUUAUUCAGAUCUUCUAAAUCUUCCUGAUGACCUCCAAUCAAUAUCUGAAGCAGCAAGUAUUGAAAUUCAUUCAAUCCAGUCUGAAGUAAGCAGCCUUUCACACCACUUAAAGAAGAUCAGUGAUGACAUUGAGUCAUCCAUAGAUGAUAUAAAAUUACAAUUCAGAAAUCCAAUUCAGCAAGGUCUCACUGCAUCUGAGGAGCUCGAGGUUCUUCUGAAAGCGAUAGAGUGCAAAAGAAAGGAGUUGGCUCAAUAUUUCUGUGAAAAUGAAAACAAGUUUUCAUUGGAUGAAUUGUUUGUCACAAUCAAAACGUUCAGAGAACUGUUCUUGCAAGUGAUAAAGGAUAAUAAUGAACAAAAACAAAAGAUGGCAAAAUUAAAGACAAGACAGCAAGAAUCAAACAAAAACAAUGAACCAAAUGAAUGUAACACAAAACAAGUGAAGAACAAUAUUGUUGAGAAACUUCUAUUGAACAUAAAGAAAGGUUUUCAUCAGAAAAAUAAUUCUGUAAACAAAUACAAAACAGAAUGUGCCCCAGACUCUCCUGCUACUAAACUAUUGGAAGAUCAAGUAGAAAUUGGUGACUGUUUUCGAACUGCAAGAAAGUAGUUUCUAAAAAGUGCUCUAAAUUACAAGAUGUCGUUCUACAUGCUUCAUACAAAAUCAGAUCAAUACUCAAUCCUGUAUCAAACUUGAACUGAACUGCAUAUCCAAAGAUGAAUUCUGUUAUGUCUGGUUCAGAUAGUUCACUGGUUUCCCAUUGGAAUAGCUGUAUAUUUCUUCUACACGCGGUAAAUAUCAUCAUCUGAGGAUGCAUGAUCUAAUGGAAGUCCAGCAUGCAAGUCAGAAUUUUUUUUCAUAAGCUUUUGGUAAAGAUAUAACCAGCAUUGUUUCUAUUGUUUAAAUAUUGGUUCUAAGUAUUACACAAUCUUUGAAAAUAUCCCUCAUUCUUGAAAUAGAUUUGUUUGCAUGGUGUUUUUGUUUUACACCUUGGACAAUGGCUCCUCACAUCAAAAGAUUUGAACAUUCCAUGUUUUGGUUUCUCAUGUGAUUUAGAAUGUUUGUGCCAUAUUAGGUUGGUAGGUUCCAAUGGUCUUCAAAAUAAACUUUCCUUCUGUUCCCCAGAUUUUUCUGAAUCUCAACUUCCAUCAUAAUCUGGAUAAAAUUUUCAGUCGAAGAUCUUCCUUUAAUCUGGUUGAUCUGAAAGAUCAACCAGAAAAUCUAAUGAUAAUUAUUUCUUGAUUUACUUCUAGCUGUAAUACUCCAUAUUUUCACAAGAUGCAGACAUUGCAUAAAGAUAAAGUUGAUAACAGAUGCUUCUAGAAAUUGCAUUUAAUUAUUAAAUCUUGCUUUCUCAACAAUAUAGUUUGAUUGCCAUAUAAAAUAGUUGCCAGAUGCUUUGAAGACAUAAUGUUCUUAAAUUUUUUUCUCUGUUAAUAACAUGUUUCUGUUAAUGACACCAAUGAAUAAAACUGUGUGUUAAUGUGUCCUGCUUAUGAGCAUAGACCUAAAAUACUUCUGUAUCUCAGGAAUUGUUUCUUCAAUGCUGACCAAUUUAAUUAUCUGCGAAAACCAUCUGUAACUUUGAAUCUGCCUGGAGAUGUAACACCUCUCUCUAUUUCUUUGAUUAAAUUAAAUUGCUCCAUUUAAAUUUAGAAAACCUUUUAGAAUUAAUUAAAAUUUGUUGUAAGUUCAGCUUUUCUUCAUUAAGUUUGUGCUUUCAAUUCAACAGCCAGAAAACUUGUUGCGGAAUAUCCCAGCAUUAACAAUUGCUUUUGAAACUGUAAUUAAAUUUUAUUUACUGCUAAAGGAAGGUGAAUCUUCUUAUGAACUACAAAAUUGCAAUGAGUUGCUAUUUUAAUAAAGAAUUAAAGAUCUUUUCUUCAAAUUUUC